Molecule: messenger RNA, 6569 nt
Organism: Linum trigynum
Lineage: Eukaryota; Viridiplantae; Streptophyta; Magnoliopsida; Malpighiales; Linaceae
Source: the annotation of a GenBank genome assembly
AGUUGUUGAUCUGUUAAGUUCUUCAGAACUCUUGAAGUCAGCAUUUGAAUAUGGAACCUAAGGGCCACCAUGCUUAAUCCUUGUGUUUCUUUUUCAGAUUAGUAUAGAGUUGUCAGUGAAAUAAUUUUGGUACAAUUGGUUUCUGAACUGCAACUCUUAAGCACAAUUUGAAUUCUCAAUCUUAUUAGUUAUUACAACAUCUGCCAUUUCGUGCUUGAUCUUGGUAGAAUAGUCAGGCUCCACUCGAUUUUGUCACGAAGCCCUCUUAGUUGCUCUAAAAUGCCUCCAUAUGUUGCUCAGAAACAGGCCCUCUCGUGGAAUUAUCAUAUGAAUCAAGCAUGACAUUGCUCUUGUUUGGCCAUUGUUGUGAAUCCUCUAUCGAGGUAUAUGUCCAGCCUUCUCUUUUCGUUGUUGGAUUAUAAGAGGAAGAAUAGGUACAUCCUGGAGCUAUCUUUUCAAAUGCGAUUUACGUUGUGUGUUCAUAGUAUUGAGAAUUUGGUGUUAAUUGUUGUAACUUUGAUAAUGAAGUUCAGCUACUAUGCACAAGCCUUGUCUAUGAACACUGUGUGUGAUCUCAUCUUCUUGACAUGGUUCUGCAAAAUAUGAGUGCUUAAUCUGUUAAAAGAACUCUGCUCCUGCUCUCAAAAGAUUUUAUAGUAUUGAGAAUUUGGUGGUAUUAUUCUUUGUAAAUUGAUAAUGAAUUUGAGCCCCGAUGCAUAAGUUUUGUCUAUGAACACCUUGUUUGAUCACAUCUUUCUUGUAAAUGGUACUGGGGAAGUAAGAGGCUUAGGUUAGGUAGUUGAAUCCAAUGUGGUCACAGUAUUUGAUUCUGAUUCUGCCUCGAUAUCGAAUCCACGCUUCCACUUGUUGCCCUUUUUGAAUUCCAGUUGAUUGUUGUGGAAUUUAAUUAGGUUAAUUCUCAGAUCAUGGAUGGAUAGAAAUGGUUUUGAAAACAAGAGUUGGGAUUAGAGCCACAUGGGCAAGAAGAUGGAGGGACUGGGUUACAUUUGGUUGUUGUGUCUGCAUGAAGCCAUGAGUCCUUGUGUACUAUUUUGGUUACGGGUAACCAAGAGGUUGAAUAAAGUUAUGACCUUACUGCAGAGGAGAGUUCAUAUGCCCCUGCUCAAUACUUCAGUUGGCUCACAUCUCUGUUGGCUUUUCGGGGUAAUUUUUGGCUUGGAUCUUGGGUGGUAGUCUUGUGUUCCAAUAUUGCUAAAUUCCAUCUUCUUUGUUAGGGUGCUAUAGUCUUCAUAUGUCCCUGCUCAAUUCUUCAGUUGGUUCACAGUUCUGUUCACUUUUCGGGGUGAUUUUUGGCUUGGAUCUUGGGUGGUAGUCUUGUGUUCCAAUAUUGCUAAAUUUGUUAGGGUGCUAGAGUCUGUCAGUUUUAGUAAUUGAUGCUCUACUCUUCUCUGCUAGGCAACCAGAGCUGUGAUUAGUUUCACUAACUGCGUUAGUGGUAAAAGCAAGGUUUGAUCUCAACAUCAUUGGUUAGUGCGCACUUCACAAUGGAGUUGACAAAGUUGCCCACCGGAUGUUUGCCUUCAUCCUUGUCUGGGUGUUCUUUCCUGUUUGAUGGUGUAACUUGUGAUGACUUAGCAUCUCAACGUGAGGUAUAUUAACUUGUGUACAUUUGCUUGUAGAUAAGUAUCGGCCACAAACAGGUGAGUGACUCCACAUGGCUAUUAUUAUAGUUGUUGUCCUCCAAUAUCGUUAACCGUAUCUGAAUGUGAGGGUGGUACAGUGCCGAAAAAGAGUUGCCUUGGGUGCAGAUCCGUUGGUGAUAAUGAUUGGUAAGCUUAGAGCAUCAAUCCCCCACUAAAUAUAUUUGUUUCACAAUUCUCUAUUGAUGCUUCUACUGCGGUCUUAGAAGGUGGUUGUGCUUGGUCGUGAUCUGCUGUUGUCAUUGAGAAUUAGCAGCCGAAGUGAAUAUGAUAUCGUUGAUUGGAUGACUGGCUUCAACGAAUUUUCUUGGGCUGGAGCUGGUUAAGACUUUCUGCUCAAAGUAUUCUAUCAACUAUUCCAAUUUCUCUCGGAUUAUUAUUGACUCGGUGAAAUAAUUUUGGUACAAUUGGUUUCUGAACUGCAACUCCUUGGCACAAUCUGAAUUCUCAAUCUUAUGAGUUAUUAUAACAUCUGUUCCUUUUGUGCUUGAUCUUGGUACAAUAGUCAGGAUCGGCUCGAUUUUGUCACGAAGCGGGCCCUCUUAGUUGCUCUGAAAUGCCUGCAUAUGUUGUGAUUUUGGCCGUGGAAUAUGGAGUCAGUUUCUAGUGCUUUCUUUUGGUAUACUUGGUCUGCUGUUGCUGUUGUGCCCGUGCAUGUGAUGAAUCUUUUCCUCUGAAUCUUGUUUUGUUGAGCUUGUACAUUGCAGUGCAGUGUCAAAAAUAGCAACGUGAACAUCUGUUUCCUGAGGAUCACCUUACCAUGGGUGUCAUUGGUCCUGUCAUUUUACCUGGUCUGACGUUCUUACCGACUAUCGAUGUGUUCAGCAGCUGUCUAGUUCGUUGUGCUCGUGGAGAACUCGCGCCAUUAAGCGAGUAUUAACCGUUGAUCGAGAAAAGGUGGGCAUGACAUACUCGUUGAUAACCUUUCAGGCGUGGAUCCAAGCACAAAAGAAGGUUAUAGAGAACACCACAGCUAUGAGAUGGGCGCGCGAUCGUAAAAGAGACAUCGACUUGUAUACAUUCAAACACUUAUUGGUUAAUGUGGACAUUUGGCUUGAAAAAUAUGAUGCUCCCAGUAGGGUAUGAGCCUCUAUCUGUGAACAUUAGCGUACAGUUUGUGGCAGCUAUGGAACCAUUUCCCGGUCCUCGAUUGUCUAAUUUGCAUGCCAUUAUAUGCAUAUACAGAAUAAGUAGAAGAGAAAGUAGAUUGCUUGUUAAGAUUGGGUUCAUUCUAAUCUCGUUGGUCAUGCUCAUGGUGGAAGCUUUACCAAUUGACUGAGUUCCUGUUUCUGACGGCUUUUUUAUAUAUUACAUUUCUCAUUUUACAUUUGGACGCAAUAUCGAUUAUGACAAUCGCAAUCGAAGAUGUUAAAAAUAAACCAUAACUAGGGUUCUUAAAGAAAAUAUAAUUAGGUUACGUGACCAAAUGAGGCAAUGACCAGAAUGUAUCUUUGCCUACCAACAAUACCAUAUCCCUUCAUACUUUUGCGCUGGUGGUUUUGCUCGAACAGCAAGCUUAGGCAAUGGAGAUGGGCUGUGUCUGGAUAAGGCGAAUGCGAUUCGCCGGACCCAACUCUAACCUGGUAUUCAAACAGCCUCCGUCACCCUCCUCCUCCUCUGCGACUGCUACCCUUGCUCUUCAUAACCCUCAGAUAACCUUGCCGCCGGGACAACCACAUAACCUCACCCUCAAUUUCACUCCCAGCCUCCGCUUCUUUUCAAACACGGCCUUCUCCUCGCCGCAUUCUUCAGUUUCAGGGUCUCCAAAAAGUUCAGCCGGGGACGCGGGACCUGGUGACGCCGGAGCUAAUUUUCCGGGCGAUGGCUCGAAGGUGCUCCUCAAGGAAAUGAGAUAUUCUGAACUCGAAAAGUGGGUUCAGUCCCAUGGAUUCAGACCUGGUCAGGCUAUGAUGCUGUGGAAGCGGUUGUAUGGCUUGAACAACAUCUGGGCACACUGUGUUGACGAAUUGGAAGGCUUGAACAAGGACUUCAAGAAGUUGUUGAGUGAGCAAGCUCAAUUGAAGGCUUUGACCUUGCAAGACAUUGUAACUGCGUCUGAUGGAACCAGAAAGGUUUUGUUCAGGUUAAAUGAUGGACUAGUUAUAGAAACAGUUGUGAUACCAUGUGAUAGAGGUAGGACGACGGUUUGUGUUUCAAGUCAGGUGGGCUGUGCUAUGAAUUGUCAGUUCUGCUACACUGGCAGGAUGGGUUUGACGAGACAUCUGACUACAGCUGAGAUAGUAGAGCAAGCUGUAUUUGCAAGGCGUCUACUCACAAGUGAAGUUGGUUCCAUCACUAACGUUGUCUUCAUGGGAAUGGGAGAACCUCUUCAGAACAUUGAAAAUGUAAUCAAAGCAGCUGACAUAAUGGUGGAUGAGCAAGGACUUCAGUUUAGCCCUCGGAAGGUCACUGUUUCUACAAGCGGGCUUGUUCCCCAGCUCAAACGGUUUCUCCAUGAAUCCAACUGCUCUUUGGCUGUCAGUCUAAAUGCAACUACUGAUGAGGUAAGAAACUGGAUCAUGCCAAUCAACCGCAAGUACAAUAUCAGCUUGCUUCUCAACACCCUGCGACAGGAGCUUCAAUGCAAGCACAAGUACAAAGUGCUGUUCGAGUAUGUAAUGCUUGCUGGGGUAAACGACAGUGUUGAGGAUGCAGGGAGGCUGAUUGAUCUAGUUAAAGGUAUUCCAUGCACGAUCAAUCUCAUUCAGUUCAAUCCUCACUGUGGCUCCCAAUUCAGACCAACCAGCAUAGACAAAAUGAUCGAGUUCCGUAAUCUGCUAGCACAGGGCAAAUGCUCAGUGUUCUUACGACAGAGCAGAGGUGACGACCAGAUGGCUGCUUGCGGCCAGCUGGGGAAGCCCGGGACGUUCCAGGCUCCUGUCCUCCGAGUCCCUGAAAAGUUCCAGAUGGCUGUAGCCAAUGUAUUACAGUGUGAGCGGCGUUCCCGCAUACCGCAGCCGAGGUCGUCGACGACAAUGGGAGCUUCCUCCAACGGCGGUUACUGCGCCUCCAACUAUGCGUCUUACUGCCAGAAUCGCAGAUUCUCGAAGGAAGUACUCGACAACGUCCAUGGCACCAUCUAUUUGGACCCGCUUGCUCUGAAGUUCGUCGAUACUGAACAAUUUCAGAGGCUUCGGGAUCUCAAGCAGCUCGGACUAACAAACACGGUAUACCCUGGAGCAGUGCACUCUCGGUUCGAGCACUCCUUAGGUGUAUACCAUCUGGCUGGGGAAGUAGCCUACCGUCUUAGAGCUCAGCAGGAUCCGGACUUUCCCGUUGAGGAUUUUGAUAUAAAGACCGUGAAGCUUGCCGGAUUACUGCAUGAUAUCGGACAUGGACCAUUCAGCCACACGUUUGAGCGUCAAUUUCUUCCCCGAUUUCUUAGUGGCGCCCCAUGGUCUCAUGAGGACAUGUCUAUCAGCAUGAUAGAUUACAUUGUGGACAAACACCACAUUGACAUUGAACCAGAAUGCCUAAAGAAAGCAAAGGAUAUGAUUGUCGCAAGUACUGAGCAUGGUUCACGCAAUAGUCCCACUGAGAAGCAGUUUCUUUAUGACAUUGUUGCAAACGGCCGGAAUGGAGUAGAUGUUGACAAGUUUGACUACCUUGUUCGGGAUUCACGGGCUUGCGGAGUUGGCUGUGGUUUUAUGUUCCCAAGGUUAAUGGGAUCCAUGAGGGUUUUGGGUGAUGAGAUUUGUUACCGUGCCAAAGAUUAUCUCACGGUCUACAAGCUGUUUUCUACUCGAGCAGAAAUGCACCGCACAGUCUAUACACAUGCUAAAGUGAAGGGGAUAGAACUCAUGGCUGUUGAUGCCCUAUCCAAAGCAAAUGAGGCCCUUGGAAUUGCUGACGCUGUUCAAAACCCUGGAGAGUUUUGGAAGCUGGAUGACACAAUAUUGAAAAGAAUCGAAGUUGACGAAAGACCAGAACUCAAAGAGGCCAGAGAGUUGGUCCUACGCAUCAGAAGAAGAGAUAUAUACCAGUUCUGCAAUGAGUUUGCUGUUCCUAAGGAAAAGCUAGACCACUUCAAUGACGUCACUCCACAGGAUAUUAUAUGCUCCCAGAAAUCUAGUGAUGUUACACUGAAAGAAGAAGAUAUUGCCGUGAGCACUGUCCAGAUUGACUUAACCCGUGGAAGUUCCAACCCUCUUGAGAGCGUUAAGUUUUUUCAGGACCACGACAGCAUGGACAAAUUCACGAUACCAGUGGAGCACAUCAGUCACUUAAUCCCUGCUGUUUGCCAAGACAAGAUCGUGAGAGUGUACGCCAAGAAACCUGAACUGGUGGAGGCAGUUUCACAGGCCUUUGAGAACUUCCAGAUGACUACAUAUGGAGUGAAAGGAAUACUUGCGACUCCUGAGAAGAAGAAGAACCGCAAAAGGUUGUUCCCGUACUGACGAAAAUCGCCCUCCCCCCUCUUUCAGGAACUACAUAAAUGAUUUCAUGAUCGUAUUGGUACGUUUAGAUAACAUCAACAAAUAGGAAAUUUUGCUAUGCUGAGCAGUAGCCUACUCAGAACUGUACGUACUCGAAUGAGACCAUAGUAUAUACACUUGGUUUGACAAAGUAGCCAAAUGGUCCAACACCGCAUGUCAAGUAAAGGAAAUUUCUUAGAUGCAUUAGGCCUGUAAAGAAAGUGCAUCGGCCACCAUUUUGGAUGUUACUGUGUUUUGCUUUACGGAAUCAUAUUGUAGAAGAUGAAGCAUGACUUUUGGUUGUAGCUGUUUCCCCCCUCUGUCUCUCAUUUGGGAGCCUGUUUGUAUGAAGGUAUCUUGAACUCUUCUGGGUUAUUGACCUAAUUUUGAUAUCCUGUUCAAUGUUAUUUUCUUCUUUUUCUGACUCAUCACUAACGGUUUGUUGACGCAGAAAGACAAGGCAAGGUGUGUUUAUUAAAUGUCGUGAAUUGAA